This is a messenger RNA of Ogataea angusta, 1068 nucleotides long. RefSeq lists its product as uncharacterized. Lineage: Eukaryota; Fungi; Ascomycota; Pichiomycetes; Pichiales; Pichiaceae. The record is from RefSeq and is a predicted model, not a curated record. The transcript has a single exon. Gene Ontology annotation, cellular component: membrane. The coding region runs from base 1 to 1068 and encodes 355 amino acids.
AUGAUUUCGCCAUUGAAACAAAUCAGCCCAAAUAAAAGCGCCAGGCUGCUCAGGUCGCUUCUCUCGGUAAGCCGGUACUCGACCGGAAACCUGAACUUUUUCAACCGCUCGACACUUCCUUCCAACACCAUCAUCAGGUUUGUUCCUCAGCAAACGGCCUGGAUUGUGGAGAGAAUGGGAAAGUUCAACAGAAUACUGAAGCCCGGUCUCGCAAUUCUGCUACCGUUCAUUGACAAAAUCCAGUAUGUGCAGUCGCUGAAAGAGGUUGCCAUUGAGGUGCCAUCUCAGAACGCUAUUACUGCAGACAAUGUGACCUUGGAAAUGGACGGAGUUCUGUACUACAAAGUGGUGGAUGCUUACAAGGCGUCCUACGGAGUCGAGGAUGCACACUACGCAAUUAUCCAGCUGGCCCAGACCACAAUGCGCUCGGAGAUCGGCCAGAUGGCGCUCGACCUUGUUCUGCGCGAAAGAACCAUGCUGAACGUCAACAUCACCACCUCCAUCAACGAGGCUGCCAAGGACUGGGGUAUCGAGGUGUUGAGAUACGAGAUCAGAGACAUCCGGCCUCCUGUCAACGUCAUCAACUCGAUGAACCAGGUGGUGGAGAAGGAAAGACAGAAGCGUGCCAACAUCUUGGAAUCCGAGGGUCUGAAGCUCAGUGAAAUCAACAUUAGUGAGGCCCACAAACAGACAGAGAUCCUGAAGUCCGAGGCCGAAAAAAGCAAGAAGAUCAACUGGGCCAAGGGUGAGUCUGAUGCCAUGUUGCUCAAGGCCAAGGCGACGGCCGAGUCUAUCAGACUGGUUGCCGACGCCAUUGCCAAUAGUCCGCACGGCAAGGAGGCCGUGUCGCUCAACAUUGCUGAGAAAUACGUGGAAGCUUUCGGCAAGCUGGCAAAGGAGACAAACACGGUUAUUUUACCUGCCAGCUUGGACAACCUGCCCAAACUGAUUGCUAGCGGUAUGAACAUCUACAACCAGCUGAACGACACCGAGUUGGCCCAAAAAGUGUUGACAGAGCCGCAGCCACCAGCACAGCACAAGGAGGAAAAGAAUCCAAAGAACAAUUAA